AUGUUCGCCGCACGACAGAGGGCAGCCUGCGUGGCCCGACAGCUGCAGCGGACAGCGCGGACCUACGCUUCCGAGGCCCACGGCCACCACAAGCCCGCCGAGGUCAACGAGUCGUUCAGCACCGGAUCUCUCCUCACCGUCGGCGCCUUCUUCGGCACCGUCCUCUUCUACCAGUUCGUCCCCAAGGAGGGCGACAAGUCUGUCUUCCUCAGCCUCAUCGACAAGUACCAGUCGCGCGCCAAGGACUGGGAGGAGAUCAACGCUCUACACACCAAGGCCAUGGAACAGGCUGGCUUCGACCGAAACCUCUUUGAGAACGGUGGAAACAAGCACCGAUUCGUCGAUGUCACAUACCCCGAGGCCAUUCAGUCCUAUUCUCCCCGAAACAACCAGGCUGGCCAUCUUGCCAACAUGGACUACGUUGUCGAGCACUUCCGACAAAAGCACCUCGAGGAGGAGGAGAGGAAAGCGAAGAAGCUGGCCGCCCAGAAGCAGGAAUGA
Molecule: messenger RNA, 501 nt
Organism: Fusarium keratoplasticum
Lineage: Eukaryota; Fungi; Ascomycota; Sordariomycetes; Hypocreales; Nectriaceae
Exons: 3
Coding region: 1-501 (166 amino acids)
Cellular component (GO): mitochondrion
Source: RefSeq, a predicted model, not a curated record